Cantharellus anzutake is the source of this 1260-nucleotide messenger RNA. RefSeq lists its product as uncharacterized. Bases 1 to 1260 code for a protein of 419 amino acids. NCBI's taxonomy places the organism in Eukaryota, Fungi, Basidiomycota, Agaricomycetes, Cantharellales, Hydnaceae. The transcript has a single exon. The record is from RefSeq and is a predicted model, not a curated record.
AUGGCACCGUCAUACCCCCAAAUGGGGAAGCUCGCAUCUGCAGCGAGAACAAAGGGUGGCUUUGUUAAAAAGCCACAAUCUCCCAAUUUGGGAGAUAACCUAAACACUGCGUCAUCGGAUGAUGACGAAGACCUGCCACAUAUUGGUAGGACCUCAGGGACAAACCCUGAGGAUCCCAAAAACUUACAUGGAGUAAAUGCGGGGAACAACACCCUUAGAACCCCAUGUGCCAACAUGAUCUCUCCUAGAAAGAGAGAGUUCUCACCACUGGGUGAGGAGGCAAACAUGUGCACAUGUAAGCGUGCGGCUGCCACACUAACAGCCUUAAGGGCUGGGUCAGACAUGCCAAAAGAAGUCCCUGAGCCCCACUAUCCUCAGGGAACCUCUCACUUGGUGCAAAACACUGACAAAAACAGCAGUAACUCCUGCUGGCGCAGGGGGCCAUUUGUGGCCCCAAGCAAUGUGGAAAAAUUGUCCACAUCGUCUCAAGUCACCCGCAUGACAUCCAGCUUGCAAGAUUGCAGCAAGCCGGUUCACUCCCAAGUCUAUUUGACUGGGAGUUACACGAAACCAUCAAACGAUCACUCCCACUGGCACAGGGAGCCGUUUUUGAUCCCAAAAAAUGUGGAAAAAUCUUUCACAUGUCCAGCAUCGUCUCGCAUUAAACGCAAGACGUCCAGAUUGCAAUAUAGCAGCAAUCUGGUUCACUCCCCAGUCUAUGCGACUGGGAGUUGUCAUAAACAACCAAAUGACCAUUCCUGCUGGCACAGGGAGCCGUUUGGAGUUCCAAAAUAUAUGGAAAAAUCGUCCACAUCUACGGAAUCGUCUCGCGUCAGCCGCGAGAUGCCCAGCUUGCGAUAUAGCAGCAAGCCGGUUUACUCCCCAGUCUAUCCGACUGGUAGUUGUGCAAAUCAAUCAAACGACAACUCCUGCCAGCACAGGGAGCCAUUUGUGAUCGCAAAAAAUGUGGAAAAAACUUCCACAUUGUCUACAUCGUCUCACAUUAACUGUGAGACGUCCAGCCCGCAAAAUCGCAGCAUGCUGGUUCACUCCCCAGUCUAUGUGACUGGGAAUUGUGCAAAACAAUCAAACAACAACUCCUGCUUGCACAGGGAGCCAUCUUUGAUUGCAAAAAAUGUGAAAGAAACCUCCACAUCGUCGUUACCGUCUUGCAACCAUAGCGAGACAUCCAGCUCGCUGCCUAGGCGUGAGCCGGUUCAAACCCCAGUCUAUAAGACUGGGAAUCAUCAAAAACCCUAA